Messenger RNA from Austrofundulus limnaeus, 6493 nucleotides. It is a transcript of the gene npas2, whose product is annotated as neuronal PAS domain protein 2. The coding region runs from base 671 to 3340 and encodes 889 amino acids. Gene Ontology annotation, cellular component: CLOCK-BMAL transcription complex; nucleus; cytoplasm. Lineage: Eukaryota; Metazoa; Chordata; Actinopteri; Cyprinodontiformes; Rivulidae. The record is from RefSeq and is a predicted model, not a curated record. Gene Ontology annotation, molecular function: DNA-binding transcription factor activity, RNA polymerase II-specific; RNA polymerase II cis-regulatory region sequence-specific DNA binding; protein dimerization activity. The transcript has 22 exons. Gene Ontology annotation, biological process: circadian regulation of gene expression; regulation of transcription by RNA polymerase II.
ACCAUUCAGGGUUCCCGAGUUCAUCAUAUGUGGGUUAUUCGGUGCAUAUUUGAAGGCUGUUAUUUACGCAUAAAGCUUGUGUUUAAGAUUACAACCUGGCCUCUUAAUGCCUGUCAGCGCAGGUUCCUCUCGGCUGUUGUUACUCAGACCUCUGUCGUCGUUAGUAUUGAGCUACCAGCUGACCUACUUUCUGUGCUCCCAGCCGCCCGGUCCUGUUUACGAGCCGCGACCAGCCGAGGAUGUUGGACCACUCUGACAUACCUGGAGCAUUAAMCGAGCAGCUCGCGCGCACCCGGGGGAUUUCUUAUUUCAUUUAAGAGUUGUGGAUAAAUCUGGAGCGUCACUGCGGACAUCAGGAAGCACACCGGUGAUUAAUAACACCACGUUAAUAACUUGUUGUGCAAUUUAACGCAGUCGUUCAGCGCUAGUUGAGCUAAGCUAGUUUCAUUUUUUUUCUUCUWAUAAAACAUGAUGGGACCGAUGAUUAAACUUCAGACCGGGUUUUUAUUUGUGGACACUCGUUCAGGACUUCUUGUUGCUUCAGUGGAACCGAGGAGGUGUUGGGCGACGUGUCCCUGCUAGAUUUUUCUAAAACAAAAGUUCCAACAAGGCCAGGACGRAUGGGCCUGUCAAGACUUCAGAAAGGGCCUGUUUGGGAGAAGGAGUGACUAUGGACAAUCUUUCUGACUUCGGCGGGCCGUGUUCGUCCACCCGCAGGGAAUGGGAUACCAACAGCUGUGUGGAAGAUGUAAUGGAUGAAGAUGAGAAGGACAGGGCAAAAAGGGCAUCCCGUAACAAAUCAGAAAAGAAAAGAAGAGACCAGUUCAAUGUUCUCAUCAAGGAGCUCUGCACCAUGCUGCAGGGCCAAGGCCACCCGCGCAAGAUGGAUAAAUCCACCAUAUUGCAAAGGACUAUUGAUUUUUUACAGAAACAGAAAGACAUCACYGCGCAGAAUGAAAUCUGUGACGUGAAGCAGGACUGGAAGCCUUCGUUCCUCAGUAAUGAGGAGUUCACUCAGCUAAUGCUGGAGGCUUUGGAUGGUUUCCUGGUUGCUUUAACAACAGAUGGAAACAUUAUAUACGUAUCUGACAGUGUGUCGUCACUUAUCGGCCAUUUACCGUCAGAUAUGGUGGACCAAAACAUCUUGAAUUUCCUCCCCGAGCCAGAACACGGGGAGGUGUAUAAGCUGCUAUCAUCCCACAUGCUGAUGACUGACCCCAUUGCUGCUGACUUCCUUGACAGUGAGGCUCAUACUGAGUUUUGCUGUCAUCUCGCCAGAGGUAACAUGAACCCAAACGAGCCCCCUGUUUACGAGUACGUUAAGUUUGUUGGAGAUUUCAAGUUUCAUAACAAUGUGCCUACAUCUUCUUGCAACGGGCUCGAACUGACGCUGCCGAGAAACUUGCAGUCAUCGCUGGAGGAGCAGGUCUGCCUCAUCGCCACCGUACGAUUAGUCACUCCACAGUUUCUGAAGGAUUUGUGUAACGUAGAAGAUCCGUGUGAUGAGUUCACCUCCAGACACAGCCUCGAAUGGAAGUUCUUGUUUUUAGAUCACAGAGCCUCACCCAUCAUUGGUUAUUUACCCUUCGAGGUUCUCGGGACUUCUGGCUAUGAUUACUAUCAUGUGGAUGACUUGGAGCUCAUUGCUCAGUGUCACAAGCAACUAAUGCAGUUUGGAAAAGGUAAAUCCUGUUAUUAUCGCUUCCUGACCAAAGGGCAGCAGUGGAUUUGGCUUCAGACUCACUACUACAUCACCUACCACCAGUGGAACUCUAAACCUGAGUUCAUUGUCUGUACACACACUGUUGUCAGUUACGCUGAGGUGCGAGCUGAUCGGAGGAGAGCGUUUGGUCUUGAGGAGCUGUCUCCACCUGAGAUAGCCCCCUCCUCUGUGAAGGCUCAGGAGCUGUACCUGGACAUCUGCUCCACUCUGAACCCCGCUCGGGACAGAAACAGCGGUGCACGUUCGGUGUCCUCCCACAGCUCCCGGAAAUCCUCCCACACGGCGCUGUCGGACUCUUUGUCAGCGAACUCCUACUCCGAGGCCUGCACGCCAUCAUGGCAGCCUGCUUCCAUCGGGCCCGAGAAGACGUCUGUCAGACUCCAGCCCACUGCUUCAAAGAGUUUGCCUCAAAGACAAAAUUCCUUUGACCUUGUUCCCCAAAUGAGCCUCCCCCUUUCUCCAACCUGCAGCAAGCACUCCACAAUGCAACAGUCCCCGCAGCAGCAGCCGCCGCCGCCGCCGCAGCCCUCCAUGUAUCAGCUGCAGCAGCCGCAGCUCGGUGUGAUGAACCAGCUGAAGGAACAGCUGGAGGAGAGGACACGCAUUCUGCAGGCUGACAUUAAGACCCAGCAGCAGGAGCUGCACGACAUAAAGGAGAAGCUUCAUCUCGCUAAUCUACAGAUGUUGUUACAGCAGCCUAUCCACAGUGACUUCAGUCAGGCCCAGCAGCAGCAGCAGCAGCAGCAGCAGCAGCAGCAGGGCCCAGGAAGGCCGGCCCAGCAGAAUCAGUCAGGGGUCAUCAGGCAGCACUCAGGCCAGCCUAAAGCAGCAGCAGCAGCAGGCUGUGGUGCUCACAGUUCCUCCCCUCACUCUGUCCUGAGAGAAAACAGCUCACCAUCAACACAGGUUCAGCAGAGGAUCACUCUGAGCAGGCAGUCUGUGAGUUUGCCUGUGCAGACAAACACGAGCCUGACGACGCCCUUCUACAGCAACCCCAUGAUGUUCUCCCAGACUAACACCCGGCCCCAGCACGACCCAAACCAAAGACAAACCAACAGCCAGUUCAGCCAGGACGGACAGCUACGAAUGCUCCUCAACCAGCCCAUGCAGACACUGGUUCCUACGAGCAGCGUCACCUCGCAGACCUCCCAGUGCAACAUGGGGAUCUCCCAGACUCUGUACAGCCUGGACCAGCCGCUCAUCGCCCCGUCCUUCACCAUGCAGCAGGUCAACUGCAACGCCGUCCUGGUGCCCUCCCCCGUCUUCACGUCUCCCAUAAUGAUCCCGCACAACACCUUCAUCACACACCAGUCCCAGUCAGCCUACCACCCUCAGCCUCAGGCCUCGCAGCACUCGGUGCAGCCACAGCAGUUCUUUCAGAUGACUCAAGGACUUGUUCACGGUGGAUCGACUCCAGCUUUCCUUCACACCGCUAACGUCCCGCAGCAGAGCACGGUGGGGUACAUCCAGCAGCAGCCACAAACACAGCAGGUGCCGCAAGCACAGCAGCAGCAACAACAACAACAACACCAACAACAACAACAACAAAGACAAUAUCAACAUUCUCAAAACCAGACAAGCAGCGCUUCAGAUUUCCAAAACAUGCUGACUCGGUAGCACUGAGGACCUUUUAGGAGCUCUGAGACCUGCCUCUGCGGCGCCGUCCUGCAGGUAGCGGUGCGCCACGGCACCCGCAAAUCAAACUUGGUCAUGAGUCCAGAGGAAGCUGGCCUCACACAGGCUGUACUGACCCGAGGUCCCUCCACCCACCGUAAGGUUUCGAGGAGCGUCUGAAGGGRGCCCACAUUGCACUCACUGAGACCGCCAGAACAAGUGGAUUAUCAAAGCUCUUAAAAAGAUGCUUUCACGUGUCUACUUGUUGAACUGUUUUUAAUGUUCGUGUCUGUUUGCACUUUGCUAACAUCCCCUACCUAAAAGUAAAUAUUUAUUUUUAUCCCARGUUUUAAUGUUCUCUCUAAGGCUUCAAGGUGAGAUUAAAUUUAAAUUAAAAAAUAAAAUAAAAAAAACGCAGAAAAACAAUGCCUGUUUGUSAAGCAUCAGGAUGUAAAACACUACCGGAGAGUCCCUCACAUUAUCUGGAAGGUCUAUCUAGAUUUUUAAAGCCUGAAUCUGGGACUGAAGAAGUACCGGUCCCAAAAAUCUGGAUUAGAAUAAGCUCAGCUGCUUCUGACGAGCUGCGAUUUUCGAAACAGGAGGAGAGGAAGAGGAGGAGUAGGAAGGGUCGAUUUGUGCCUUCAACCGUGACGCGUUCAUGGUGCGGUUCGAYGGUUUCAUCUGAUUACGGCUUUAAAAAUCCAGCUCAGGUCCAUUUAGAAUAAAAAAGAGGUAUAUUUUCAUAAGAGUCUUAUUUUAUGUGUUUAGGUUUGUAUUGGACAUAAUGCAAAUACAUAUAUUUUAGCUGGGUUUUUUUUACACAUUCAGUACUUUCUGAACAGUGUGUUGUAAUGUCCUYACCCUUAAAGAGUUAUUCGUCCAUGUUUUAUGACAACAAGACGUGAAAGAAACUUAUUUUUACACAGAAGUUAUGAUACAUAGUUUUUUUAGACACUGAAAGGUGGUCCUUAUGUGCUGUCUCCCCUCUGGCUAAUUGUAGUAAAAACACUCAAAUCAAACUUAACUGCUGCACAAAUGAGUUUGGGAGAGUUUGCAUGCUGCCUAAAAKCUUGAUUCUUGUUUUGGUCUUAUUUAUAAGACAAAUCACACUUCAGCCAUGACUCUGUCAGCUCUUAUAUUUCACUAAACAAUCAACUUUCACGUGAUUUUUGCAUUAUCUAACAUGGGCUGUAUCCUGUGAUUCAAAGGCUCCUCCAGUURCAGCCCACAAAUGCGUCCUCCUUCCCCCCACCCCCCGAUUUGAGGUUCCACUUUAUUCUGCACAGCCCAAGAUGCAUUGACCGGGAGAUUUUCUUAUAAUUUAUUUAUUUAUUUAUUUUUUGCUUGCUUGGCAAACGAAGCAAGAGCCAGGAGUAGUUUUAAAAUUAAAAUCUGGAGGUACAAAAAUGGAAAGUUCUCCCACUCGCCAUCAACAAAGGACCCGGCCAACGUAGACGCAGCCCCUGAAUUUGCACAAUUUGCUCAAAGUCUGGAUGUUACAAGUUUUUCAAGCCGUGUUCAAACCAUUUCUGACAAUCUUUAGGUGAUUCUGUAAAAGGAAACACGAGAACAUGAUGUGCAAAAACUUAAUUCACUUACUUUCAUGUGUCAGACAAUCCGUAGUACUCGAGUACUGACAGUUAUUCACGGUGAUAACAGAAGGAUAAAAGAAAAGACUGGAGUGUGUUGUUAAAACCUGAUUCAUAGUUUAAUCCAAUAUGCAUCAUAAAGUUAAUCAAUCAGCUAAUAAACAAAGUUAAAAUCUACCUUUUACCCCAAACUCUUGCAGCAAGGUUCAGAGCCGCUUCACACUUUUCUAUGUGCAAUGUUGGAUUUAAAAAGAAGAAUGUUAAUUUAUACUGUCAGAACWGGUUUACUUGUAUAUAGAGGUGUAUUAUAAGCAGUUUUACCUUGUAAUUUAUAUGGAAGUGAUUUAUUAUUUUUUUAUGAAAAUGUCCUAACAUUCCUUUGGCAGUAUUUUUUUUUCUUUUAUUACAAAUGUGUCAUCUGAAGUGUAGGAUUACAGGAGGUACCGUUUGGUUAUGAUGGUUGAAACAAACAGAGUCAGAAUCUCUCAGAAAAUGUUAUAAAAUGAAUAAUCUGCUCGGCUUCUGCUGCUCAGUUCAAACCCUCUAACUCAACACAGUCGUUUAAGUGCAAUUGUGUAAUAUUAAGAUUAUUUUUCAGUCCGGAGCAAAGCGACAACGACCWUUAAUCUCUUCACAAGUUUUAAACGCUUACAAAGGUUCUGCUCACCGCCACUCGAGGUGCCAUACACGACUAGAUUUAUCUUCUCUGGCUGACGUUUCAGAGAAAAUGACUUAAAAUAAGAAUUCAGGACAGAGUUGAAUAAAAAUAAUCAGCCGUUCUGGCGAUAAAAUUCUUUACUGAGAUWAUUUCUUCGAAACUCAAUCUGUGAAAACAAAUCUGCUAAUAUUGAAUUUUUUUUAAACUCAUCUGUCCUGAACAUGAGUCUUUUGGACCACGAGUUGCUUCACGAAGGCUUUAAAUAAACACUUUCAGUGUCUCUGAAGUUAAAAUGUUCUCGCUGACAGCAGCCGUUUAGUUUCUCCCCCCAGAUAGCUUCUCCUUCAUGAGUGAGUGUCAAUGUUUUAUUCUUUUCGUUUGAAGGUGUGUGAACUUGAUCACGUUGAAUUUGUACUUUUUUUGUUUUGUUUCGUUUUUCUGAUUUGUAACUAAAAGUCAGAUUGAUGCUUUGUGUGUAAAAGAAAUGCCAGGAAMCAAAACAAGCCUGGUGUUCAGACAUUUCUGCAGUUUCAGUGCAGAAAAAUAAUAAAAGAUUAUAUUGUAUAAUAGAAUGUUUWAAAAAAAGAGGCCACAUAGUUGUUUAUUUUAUAUGUCGGGUAGAUUGCAUAUGUAUGUUACAUGAUUGAAAAUUAAAAAGUAAUUUUGUAAGAUUUAAGAAGUGUCUUUUUAGAGGAGGUGAGGUUUAUUUUUCGGUGUUGCACAGUCACUUGUACGGCUUGUUUUUCCUUUCUCUGUAUUUACCAUAAAGAUAAGCUUUAACCAUUUUAUUGUUUAAAAUGAAACUUAAAAUUGAGUUUACACUCUAAAUAUUAAUUAUAAAAUAUUUAAAUUAUAUAUAAAUCAACUUGGAUAUUGUGACAUAUUUGGAAAUAAAUAUUUUUAAACAUA